GAAGCUCAAUGAAAACAAAACAGCGAAGCUAGCAGCCCCGCGGCCACGAAACCAACCUGACAGCUCGAUUAUCGCCUCGUCCACGCGUGAAACGCGCAUGAAUCGGGAUGUCCGCGGCCGACUGGUACGCUCACAAGUCGCUCGGAGACGGACUCUACUGGAUCCAGGAACGGUUCUACCAGUCGCAGAACCGGGCUAACAUAUGGCUGCUGCGCGGCUCCCACCAGGACGUGGUGAUCGACACGGGACUCGGCUUGAGGAGCCUGCCGGACUACAUCGACGCCAUGGGGCUGCUGGGCAAGGACCCUCAGCGGAAGAACCCGCUGCUGGCCAUCGCCACCCACGCCCACUUCGACCACUCGGGCGGCCUGCAUCAGUUCCAACAGGUGGGCGUCCACAGCGCCGAGGUGGAGGCGCUGGCCAACGGGGACAACUACGAGACGGUCACCUGGCUCAGUGACAGGGAGAUAGCCGAGGCUCCCAGUCCCGGGUGGAGGGCCAGGCACUAUAAAGUCAAGGCUGUGCAGCCCACGCACAUCCUGCAGGAAGGUGACGUCAUCAACCUGGGCGACAGGCAGCUGACGGUGCUCCACAUGCCGGGCCACUCGCGGGGCAGCAUCUGCCUCCACGACGGCGAGAACAAGCUGCUGUUCAGCGGCGACGUGGUGUACGACGGCGCCAUGAUCGACUGGCUGCCGUACAGCCACGUCAGCGACUACAUCGGCAGCUGCGAGCGCCUGGUGGGCCUGGUGGACAGCGAACAGGUGGAUCAAGUCCUGCCAGGACACUACAACACCUUUGGCGCCAAACGCCUCCACCGCAUCGCCAGCUCGUACAUCAGCAGAGCGGGAACGUGCCCGGCCAAAUUCUCCACUUGGGCGUGGAGCACCAUGGCCGGCGUGGCGCUCAGGGCGUCCCACCCACGGGGCGUCUGCUGAUUGGACGCCUGGAUAAUGCCCAUAUGCACACAACAAAUGUAAUUGUUGCCAAAUUUCCUGUAUAUGUUGGCAUUGGAUUACAUAAUAAUGAAGCAUACUGAUCAAUGUGAUUAUACGAUAUUUUAAUGUAUUGCUUGGGGUUUAUAUACAGCUCUGGAAAAAAUAAGAACCCAAAAACACUUUUUUUUUUUGUGCUUUCUUCAAAUGAAUGCUCUAAAGGACAAGGUAUGUUUGGAAUUUAGAAGUUAUCUUUUUAGUAGUUUCAAGAAUAAAAUGGUUCAUUUCAUGUAACUCAAACAUACCUAUAAAUAGCUAAAUCUAAUGGCCUCUUUGCAGUGGUCUCUUAAUUCUUUCCAGAGCUGUAACUUGAUGUAUGUUUUAUAUACAGUACAUGCGUGUAUUUGUGUGUAUUGCAUAUGUGACGUUACAAUAGCACAAGCACUGAGGUAUUGAAGCAGAGCCAAAAAUGGCCAUAGUAUUUGUCUAUGCACACACAGCAUCUGCUACCUCCCGUGUUUGUAACAGUGCUUUGUACUACCGCUGUAUUUACGGCUCAGCUCUUUCAACUGACAAUAAAGCGUCCGUCCUACCUUCCUUUUUGAGACAUGUUCUACAUACGUUUCAUCUUCACAUAAAGACGUCAUAUCCCGAGGGUGUUUGUUGCCAAAGAGAGGAACAACAACAAGGCUCGUCACCGAAUCAUCCAUCUGACUGGCUUUUGCAGCUUAAAGUGCGCAUUUUUAUUAUGGAUGUGCAUAAUAAUUAACUGAGUUUCAAGAAUUCUGUUGAAUUGACUUUUGAUGAAAGAUGUCAUAAAUUGGAGUGCAAUGCUUUACACAACCAGCAGAGGCGCUGUUGAUUUAGGCGCAAUUAGUUUGUGGCCUAAAGAAGAACAGGACGUGAAUUUUGAGAAGUUGCAGUAUAUCAACGCAGACCACCACUAUGGUGCAACUCCUUAUUCUGAUCAACGUAUAAUGUGAUAUUAAUGUGAAUAUAUA
This is a messenger RNA of Phycodurus eques (leafy seadragon), 1936 nucleotides long. RefSeq names its product metallo-beta-lactamase domain containing 2 (gene mblac2). Lineage: Eukaryota; Metazoa; Chordata; Actinopteri; Syngnathiformes; Syngnathidae. The record is from RefSeq and is a predicted model, not a curated record. The transcript is spliced from 3 exons. Bases 108 to 938 code for a protein of 276 amino acids.